Cadophora gregata is the source of this 3000-nucleotide messenger RNA. RefSeq lists its product as uncharacterized. Lineage: Eukaryota; Fungi; Ascomycota; Leotiomycetes; Helotiales; Ploettnerulaceae. The transcript has a single exon. The record is from RefSeq and is a predicted model, not a curated record. Bases 1145 to 2956 code for a protein of 603 amino acids.
GUCUCUUUCAAGGGAAUCCAGCAACGUACAAUACUGCCUCUUUGAUAUAUCCAAAGCGACAUUUACGGAUGACUCUUACUAGUAAAAUUGGCAGGGCCAGUUCACCAGACGGUCCUUCCGGAUAUUCGUACCAUCCCAGGCAACUGGCGGCGAGAUGAUUCCACCUCGACGGUGUAGCGUUACAAGACUGGUAUUUUCUGCUGUCUGAGAAUGAUGAAAUUCGACGAGCUGUACGCUUCGGUGGAUGGUAAAAUUUAUGGCUAUGAGAUAAACCUACUGAGCAGGUGAGUGGAUAUCGCUGCAUUAUCCCAAUCAAGUGAGGGUGCUGGGAUUUGGAAUGGAAGUCAUGACGGGGUCAGGAUCUCGGACGGUGUCUCUGAUACCUGGAAAAUACUGGGUCGAUGUGUGAAUGGGAUGAAUUGAUGUCGCUGUUUGCAUUGGAGAUGUUCCCGGAUCCAAAUGACCUGGUAGAUGGCCACAGUCACGCAGCACGCGGGUCAAGGUCACUGUAGGUAUGCUUAAGUCAGCUCCUGGGUCUUCACAUCUAAGUUCCUACAGGUAGAACAAGGGUUCAAUGUCCAGGCUUCGGAUCGACGUCUGAGUGAAGUGCUCCUGCUCUACUCCUGCUCCUGCCCGUUUUGGUUGAAUCCUCUUUCUAUCACGUGAACUCGCGUGCCUCUCGCACCGUGGAUUUAGGUAUUCAAUUGCUCGCCCCAUCCCCCUCCCCCUUCCCUCUGCAUCCCACUUCCAAAGACCCAGAAUCUCCAUUUCUGCUAUCAUUCUUUCGGACGGCGGCUUUCUAUCUUUAGAUAGAACAUAUCUCGUGCCUCGUUGUUUCAACGACACGUCUACAGGAGUUAACUCUCCUUGUAGUUUAUUGGUGUGUCUCGGUGCUCGUUGUUAUCAACGACACCUCUACAGGAGUUAACUCUCCUUGUAGUUUAUUGGUGUGUCUCGGUGCUCGUUGUUUCAACGACACUUCUACAGGAGUUAACUCUCCUUGUAGUCUAUUUGUGUGUUUGGUACUCGUUGCUAUCAACGAUACCCAUAGGAGUUAACUGCCAUUGCGGUUUCAUCCUAAAGGGGACUUUUGAACCUCGCCUUACCUACCUACACGUCUUCGUUGAUUGUGUAUGUUUUUGAAAUGUCUCAAAUGGGACUGAACUUCACCGAUGAAAAUGAUCAUCGUGUUGAGGCAAACAGUGACCAUCAUGGGCACAGUCCAAGAUCAACAGAAAGGGGGGUGGGCAGUUCAAUCCGGACGUUCUCGCCAGGGAAACGCCAGCAUCAAGACACCCCGACCAAGACCAGGCAAGAUCCAAAAAAGUUUAGGACUGCUGGUCUAAGCUCUGGUGCUGAUAAGCCCUCGGAACUAUCGAUAGACGGUUACGACUCUGUGGUACCUGGCGACGGAGACCAUGAUGCGAACGUUGCAAGUGAAUCAGCAUCGCCGAGCUCUGCAACUUUGGCGAACGAAAGGCCAGCCCUACGAGUGGCUGAUCUGCAUGGACAUCCAGACCGGGAAAUCGAUUCGGGACAAGUUUCGCCAGAGGAUGAGCACGCCCAGCGCCGGGGUGAGCAAGAAUCGCCUGGUGAACAGCCUUCCGUCUUUGACAAUCCUCAAGAAGCGGCGGCAGAGAUUGCCUUUGCCGAAACCCAGAUCGAACAAGAAGGAAUCGACCUUGAUGAGGAGCCUCCAGUGCAGCAGACCCAAAUCCGCGCAACUGGCGAAGAUUCGAUAUACAACAGAUACUCGGAGCAGCUCACUGAGGCCCUAGAUCAAGGCAUUGACGCUCUGAUCAUGGCGGCUAUGGAUUUGACGGGAAUGCCCUGUGAUGGAUGGGUGGCUAAACGGAAGGCCAGUCAAAAGUGUCAUUACAGAGACCUUCUACAUUCCCUAUGGAUCAUGGUCAUUGGCUGGGACCCUUUGGUGUUGAAACAUGUCGUACAUGGGAAUCUACCAGAGGAGGAGAAUCGUAACCCGGAGCUCAAGAAAGCCUUAAGGCUUAUGAACGAGAAUCUACCAAGGAACAAGGUAUGUCCAUCCACAUAUGCCAACUACCUCGUUGGAAAGGGAGGAGUAGCUACUACUGUAGAUGAUUGCAGGUCGAUACUGGACAUCGGAGAACUGUACCUCAGCGGACUCGGCAAGCCAGAUGACGACUCUGUAUCUCACGAACUUGCUGGCAAGGUCGAUUCAGCGCUACCCUCGAAGGUAUGGGGUCCUCGAUCAGCAAAAGAAGGGAAGCGUCGAUACAUCGAGUCAGAUAUACAAGCAGGGAAGUGUAUGGAAUGGAUAGAAGCUACAAGGGAGAGACUUCGAGGGCUGUCAGCCGACGAACCACUUGAGAGACCUCUGUGUGAGGUAGGUUUCGCAAAGACACCACAUGAGCGACUUGCCCAGCACGCCGCACAUACCAGCUCCAACUACCUCAUGAACCUGGCCGAAGCCAUCUGCAUGACCCACAACCAUCUCUCACAGUACAGGAUCAAGCAAUAUGUGGUCCACCACCUUGCGCAUCACACACACGCCAUGUACGACGAAAUUCUGGCCAGUCGCUUUGCACUUGUCUACACCAGUCAAGGCGGCGGUUUCAGUCACUACCCAGCGGGAAUCAGUCACAAAGGGGCCGAGAAGACGGAAAAGCAGCAUUACAAUGCCCAACAGGAGCUGUUAGCUCGCGAUCCGAGCUUCCACAAGCGAGUAGCAGAACAGUUGGACAAGAUGAAGGCUGUGGCGGAAUUCUACGAAAGGUUCGUCGAGGUCUCGAAACAGCAUCGAGAAAGUAUCGAGAAGGUGGCGCUUGCAGCGAGAGCUUUGGAUAAGAAAUGUGACGAAGUAGCGGAGCAGCAGGCAAGGGAAAGACAGAUAUGGGCAGAAUUGACGGAUCCAAUACUUGACUUUAUGGACUUUGCAGAAGAGCUCGAGAAGGACAUGGAGGCUGAAGGUGUCUGAGAAAUUGAAUAUCUGAAUCUACACUGGGUUUAUCGCAACAUUUU